GGGCGCGCCGGGAGCGCGGCUGGAGGGGCUUUGGCUGCGCGCUCCUGUAGUCUCCGUCUGCGAAGUGUGUUGAGACGCCCAGCGGUCAUGGCUGUGCUGGCGGCCCUUCUAAACCGUGGCGCCUGCGGGCGCGGUCCCCUGCUCCAGAGGCUGCUGCAGGAAAUAAGACACGUGGAGCGAAGUUACGUAUCAAAACCCACUUUGAAUGAAGUGGUCAUAGUAAGUGCUGCAAGAACACCCAUUGGAUCCUUUCUGGGCAGUCUUUCCUCCCUGCCGGCCACGAGGCUUGGGUCCAUUGCAAUUCAGGGAGCCAUCGAAAAGGCCGGGAUUCCCAAAGAAGAAGUGAAGGAAGCGUACAUGGGAAACGUUCUGCAAGGGGGUGAAGGCCAGGCCCCAGCAAGGCAAGCAGCCCUGGGCGCAGGCUUAGCUGUUUCUACUCCGUGCACCACUGUGAACAAAGUUUGUGCCUCAGGCAUGAAAGCCAUCAUGAUGGCCUCUCAGAACCUUAUGUGUGGACAUCAGGAUGUGAUGGUGGCAGGUGGGAUGGAGAGCAUGUCCAACGUUCCCUAUGUCAUGAACAGAGGAGAAAUACCGUAUGGUGGCGUCAAACUUGAAGAUUUGAUUGUGAAAGAUGGGCUAACUGAUGUCUACAAUAAAAUCCAUAUGGGGAACUGUGCUGAGAAUACCGCGAAGAAGAUGAACAUUGCACGAGAGGAACAGGACACGUACGCGAUUAACUCGUACACCAGGAGUAGAGCAGCGUGGGAAGCAGGAAAAUUUGGAAAUGAGGUUAUCCCUGUCACAAUUACAGUAAAAGGUAAACCCGAUGUACUGGUAAAAGAAGAUGAAGAAUAUAAACGUGUCGACUUUAGCAAAGUUCCAAAGCUGAAGACAGUUUUCCAGAAAGAAAAUGGCACCAUCACAGCUGCCAACGCGAGCACGCUCAACGACGGCGCGGCUGCUGUGGUUCUGAUGACUACAGACGCGGCCCGGAGGCUCAGCGUGAAGCCGCUGGCCAGGGUAGCAGCAUUUGCUGAUGCAGCUGUCGAACCUAUUGAUUUUCCAGUCGCACCUGUGUACGCUGUACUUAAGGUUCUUAAAGAUGCAGGACUGAAAAAAGAGGAUAUUACCCUGUGGGAAGUGAACGAAGCCUUCAGUCUGGUUGUGCUAGCAAACAUUAAAACGCUGGACCUCGAUCCCCAGAAAGUGAACAUCGAUGGAGGAGCUGUUUCUCUGGGGCAUCCGAUUGGGAUGUCUGGAGCCAGGAUUGUCAUUCAUUUGGUUCAUGCCCUGAAGCAAGGAGAAUACGGUCUCGCCAGCAUUUGCAAUGGAGGAGGCGGAGCUUCUGCCCUGCUGAUCCAGAAGCUGUAGACAACUGGUGUUGUCUGCGGCCAUAGUCCUACGUGGCUAGAAAGGUCUGCUGUGGUCCCUCGGUCAGGUUAUAUACUCAAUCAUUUUUACAAUAAGAUAAUAAGAUCAACUCUCAAACCGUUUGAAAUUAUAAAUAAAUGUUUUCUUCUGCUUUAA
This is a messenger RNA of Ailuropoda melanoleuca (giant panda), 1527 nucleotides long. It is a transcript of the gene ACAT1, whose product is annotated as acetyl-CoA acetyltransferase 1. The coding region runs from base 88 to 1371 and encodes 427 amino acids. The record is from RefSeq and is a predicted model, not a curated record. Gene Ontology annotation, molecular function: acetyl-CoA C-acetyltransferase activity. Gene Ontology annotation, biological process: fatty acid beta-oxidation. Gene Ontology annotation, cellular component: mitochondrion. NCBI's taxonomy places the organism in Eukaryota, Metazoa, Chordata, Mammalia, Carnivora, Ursidae. The transcript is spliced from 12 exons.